UUAAAAAGAUUGCAACGUAGCAUUAUUAUAGCAAUAUUAUAAUAUGUUGUGUUUCUAAGAUUAUUAUGUUAACAAUAAGUUUGAAAUUUGGACCGACGAAAAUGUUAAUUAUAAAUAUAAAACGGUCUACAUCAGUUACACGGGAUUUGAAUGGUGAAUAAUAAUUUUUAUAAUUAUAAUAAUAAUCUCCGGCUUAUACGAAUUGCGAGUCGCAUUUUUAUCAAAUUUUAAAUACAAUUAUUGCACGGUGCCGGAAUAAAUAAUAUUAUUAAAUUGACGAGAAAUUUAAUAGUUUCAAUGCUGAGAAGUAUCUAGAAUCUCCCUCCUUCCCAAAAAAAUAAAGAAUUUGUUAUUAUAUUAACACAUUUUGGCAUAUUUAACUUUAAGAAAUAUCAUACAUAUGUUCCUACAUUUAUUUUUCAUGAAAACCGAAAAUUUUACUGUUAAAAUAUAUGUGAUUUACUUUCAUAUUCAAAUUGUAUUUUGGGAGGUUUGUAUUCUUCCAAGAAAUUAUUGCAUUAAAACAUGAGUGAACAAUUUUGAAGGUUGCACCAUUUAUUUUGUUCUUAUCUCUUUUUAUCUUUAUGAAAAAUAAAACCUUACUACGUCCAUCGAGUAGCAGUAAUAUACGCAUUGACUUUUAACAUUACAAAAGGGAUAUAAAUAAACGAUUGGUAACCAGUGCAUAUUAUGGUAUAAUGAAGAAAAAUAAGAAAAAAACGUAACCAAAAGUUAAAUUGUUAAAGGAACUAAAUAGAAUUUUUUAAACAUAUACUAUAAUUUUUAUCUCAAACAUUUUUUUCUACGUUUAUAUUUUUCGAGCUAUUUUGCCGGAUCGGAAUUUUUUAUACACCCCGUACAUACAUAGCGAUUUUUUAUAGUUAUUUUUGGGUUUUAUAACUCAAAAUACGUAAAAAUAUAUAAACUUUUUUAUAUAGAUUUUAUAUAGAUUUAUUUUGAAUAACAAUUUCCAAAAGCUCAAUUUUUCAUAUCCUUUUUUCAAUAUAAAAUUAUUCUUUUCAGGUCAUGGUUAGAGGCUGCAAACGAAGAGAAAUGGGCAAGAGGUCCUUGUUGCUUUAACUUCACUAAUAAUGUAACACUUCGUGAGUUUUCAAGUUUUAUUAAAAAUAUAAAAAUUAAGCCAUCAAUAUACAUCUGUUUUAGUUCUGAUAUUAAAGAUUUAUAUAAAAAAAGUAUGUGUCUUAAACUUCAUUUAUAUUCACAUUGAUAAAUACAGGCAUAAAUUUAGGAAUUUUUUUUAUAUACAUAAAUAUGAAUUAUAUUAUACCUAAUUGGCAUGUAGAAAUAUGUAAUAAAUAAUACAUGAACAUAUAGUACAUAUUUUAAAUAAUAAAAUAAAUAAAGGAUUUAUUAAUAGUUGCAUGUAAACGUUCCAUUUUAGUUUAUAAAGGAAAGACGGAGGUCAUGCGGUACCUGUGAAAUAUGUGUAGUGAGAUACCUUGAUAUCUCGUAUAAUUUGCGAUGAAUUCGGAAAGUAACCAUUAAAAUUAUUUCAUUACAAUUUGUUUAAUUAUUGUAGCAUGGUUAGUGAUCACUAAUGUUUACUACGCUUUUAUAAAAUCUAAAUUUUAGUUUUAUAGGUAGCAGCAAUUUUAACAGAUGUAUACACUCUAAUUUUAAGUGUGUUAUAGAUAUUAAUUUUUUAACUUUAUAAUCUAGCUUGAAGGACUUAAAUGUUUAGUUUCAAAGAAUGUAAUUGAAUUAAAUGUGUGCCAUAAUGUAUCAAUUCGAAAAUUUGCAUAUAAAAUUAUAUCACUUAAUAAAAGUGAGAUGGUCAUAAGUCAUUUGCAUUACAAGGUAAAAUUUCUCUUGCGACUUUAUAAUAUCAUAGUGUACGUUGCAUAAUGUGCUUACUAACAGCAAAGAAAUUAUUUAAAAAGUUUAUUUUUUAAACCAAGAAGAUAUAAUAAAAUAUCUUUUUCUUCCUCUCUGCAGUAAAUUGUAAAUUACGUUUUCUCUACAUACCCGAUGAACUUUUAAGUGCACAAUAGAGGAAUUUUAUUAGAUUUUAGAAAUAAAAAUUAAAACUUUAGAAUCAGUUUUUUUAAUAAAUAAUAAAAGUAACGUAUAAUGAAUACAAACAAAGAAUAUAAGUAGAUUAUACAAGAUUCAAUAUAACUUACUAUUUAUUUACAGUGACUUUAUUGAGAAAACUGAUUCUAAAAUUUUAAUUCCUAUUCCUAAUAUUUAAUUGUGUGCAGGGUCUUACGGUGAUUAAAUUAUGCCUAACAAACUGAUGUUGAUAAAAAUUGUGUUGCGCUAAUAUUUAUUACUGAUUGUGAGUUACUUUAAAGAAACAAAAUAGUAAACCACUACCCCCUUUCUCCCUUUAACAAAUUACUUUUUGAAUAUUUUAAUACUAUUUUAAAAACUAAUGUACUAUUUAUUUUUCCAUAUAAAUUAUAAAAUAAUAUAGCAUUUUUUAAAUUUAUCCUUUACUUCUUUUUAAGAUGAUGUUGCGGCUGUGCUACCUAAACAUUGUGAGGCUAUAACAUUAUACAAUUAUUAUAAUUUCUUGUAUUUUAAGAAAAAGAUGGUACAUUUCACUUUACCUUUUCAAGGAUGUAUAUUUUUACCCGAAAUCCCGUAUGUGAAAAUAAAAUUAUUUAAAUUGCCUGACAUAUUGUAUGAUCGUAUCAUACAGGAAACAGCUGAAUAUCAAGACAUAAUUUCUACAAUUAAUAAUCAUGAAGCCUCUAUGCUAAAUCACGAAACGUCUACAUGCCUCAUGUUAUUUAGUAUGAGUAGUUGUUAUAAUACAGGUCGUAAUAUAGGAAAAUAUUGGGCUACAGCUAUACAAGAAAGCCAGGAAAAUAAAAUUGUUUCUGUAUUGGGUGGUGUAUGUCUGGCUAUCUAUUCAAAACUUACACGUAUUGACAAUUCAUAUGAAAAAAAAUACCCAUGGUAUUUCCGUCGGAGAGUUGAAAAUUCACCAUGUGUCGCUGUCCUGAUUACUGGUCUUAUACAGACAUACUCCAUAGUUUUAGAGAAAGAAUGCAAUACAGAGGAGCAGAUCGAGGCAAAAUUACAGUUAUUUAAGAACGAAGUAAAGUUAAGGAGACAUUCUAUAGGAUUUAUGUUUGAGAGCACAAGUUCUAUUCCAGCAUUUUAUCUAUUUGAUGAAAAAGCUAUGUUGAAAUUAAAAAUAUUCCGAAGAUUAUUUCCUACAAUAUUCUUAGCAGGCUGCGUGGCGAAUAAUGGCAUAUUUGGGAAAACUUCUAUUGUUCAUACGAUGAAUGAAGAAAGUGAGUAACUUUUCUUUUCUUUUUUUUUAACGAGAUUAUUGUCUCGAUAAGUUGAUAUACUGUUUUUUUUGUCUUAGAAAACAGUGAAGAGGAACAUAUAAGUAAGAAUUCUGAAUCUUGGUAUAAAAUAAUCUCUACUGUGUUUUUAAUACUUACAUAUGAGUGAUGUUUUGAAAGAAGAAACGCAUAAGAGAGAGAGAGAGAGAGAGAGAGAGAGAGAGAGAGAGAGAGAGAGAGAGAUUACUAGUGUUACAAAUAUGUACAUUUUAUCACUCGUGUGUAGCUUUUAGAUCUUUUAUCAUUACAUUCUUUUUUUGAUGUGAUGUAACAACACCGUAAUGUGAUGUAACAACAACUUAUAUCCUUGCAUUAUUUGUUCCAACACUGUAGAACGUAUGAAUUAAUCCUUUAUAAAUUUUUUAAUUUAAUCUUUGUUGAUUUGUCAUCACUCAAACCAGAUUUUAAAUAUAUGAACAGUUUAAA
Solenopsis invicta (red fire ant) is the source of this 3749-nucleotide messenger RNA. RefSeq lists its product as uncharacterized. Lineage: Eukaryota; Metazoa; Arthropoda; Insecta; Hymenoptera; Formicidae. The transcript is spliced from 2 exons. Bases 2555 to 3274 code for a protein of 239 amino acids. The record is from RefSeq and is a predicted model, not a curated record.